This is a messenger RNA of Symbiodinium natans, 345 nucleotides long. The record is from the annotation of a GenBank genome assembly. NCBI's taxonomy places the organism in Eukaryota, Dinophyceae, Suessiales, Symbiodiniaceae.
AUGCAUCUGACGCAUCUGCAGAGCGAAGACCCGAAGUGUGUGUUCAUCACACGACGGAUCAACGGCAUGGGCUUCCAAUCAAAGGACAUUUUGCACGCCUUCUACGGACAGUACGGCAAGGUGGUGAAGGUGCUCGUCGCCCACUCCAAAGUCAAGCCGUUUCGUCGACAGGGUGCGCAAGCGCGAAUUCGGCCCGGUAGUCUUGGUUUCGUCGUCAUGGACUCGCCGGAAGCUGUUGAGAAGAUUUUGGCGGUUGGGACGAACCACAAAGUGGCCGGCCACAUGAUCAGUGUGGAGCCCUUCGAAACUGAGCAGCCGAUCAAGAGUUUAGGGUUUAGGGUUUAG